AUGGACGAAGACGAGGAUGAUGAUGGCCCAAGAAAUUUGAACAAGCCUGAUGGUGACAAGAAGACUAAGGAGAAGAUGAAGAGAGAGCAAGAAGCAUCGAGCUUGAGGGAGAAGGUUGAUGCCAUGGCGCAAUCAAACGAGUUGAUGUUGUUGAAGUCGUUGGAGAUCAAGAAAGAGUUGGCCGAGAAGAAGGCAAAAGAGAAGCAAGAAAAGUGGCAAAUGCUCAAGGAAGAGGGGCUCCGCAAAGCUGCCAUUGAGGAGACAAGAGCACGCGUCGCUGAAAACAAAGCCAUGUCCUUGUUGCUCGCCGAAGAGAACAAGAUCAUGUCAAUGAACCGCAAUGACAUGGACGAUCUCACAGAAACAUGGCAUGAUAUGGCAAGGAGAGAAAUCUUGAAGAGGAGAAUGGUCGCGUCGGCCGGUCCGUGUUACAGUUCUGGAGAUGUUUUCUCUGCUCCAUAUGGUGGCAAUGGCGAUGAUUUCGGACAUGUCCGCCCGCCGCCGGACGCCGUCCGCCGCCGCCCCGACCAAUCCCAGCACGCCACGUGUCCUCCGCCGCCGUCUCGCCCGCGCCCCGCCGCCGCGGCCCGCGAGCCCACGGCCGGCCCGCCCCGGGCCGCACCGGGCCCGCGCGCCCCGCCUCCCGCGCCGUCGCGCCGCCUCGCCGGCGCCCGCCUCUGCCCCGCCACUGCUCUGACAUGCGCCGCCGCCUGCCUCUGCCCCGCCGCCGCUCUGCCACGCGCCGCCGCCCGCGUCGCCCGCCGGCGCCGCCCGCGCCCGGCGUGGCCUCCCUCCGGCGCCGCCCCCUCUUCCCCGCCGGCCACCGCGCCUCCCCCGGCGCUCCUCCUUCUCCGUGCUGCCAUCGGCGACCGCCACCGGCGAGCUCCUCGAGGCCCUCCUCGAUCCGAUCUGAACGGAGCCGUACGUUGA
Molecule: messenger RNA, 930 nt
Organism: Aegilops tauschii subsp. strangulata
Lineage: Eukaryota; Viridiplantae; Streptophyta; Magnoliopsida; Poales; Poaceae
Source: RefSeq, a predicted model, not a curated record